This is a messenger RNA of Aquila chrysaetos chrysaetos, 2649 nucleotides long. RefSeq names its product matrix metallopeptidase 7 (gene MMP7). Gene Ontology annotation, biological process: collagen catabolic process; proteolysis; extracellular matrix organization. Gene Ontology annotation, cellular component: extracellular matrix. NCBI's taxonomy places the organism in Eukaryota, Metazoa, Chordata, Aves, Accipitriformes, Accipitridae. The coding region runs from base 1674 to 2465 and encodes 263 amino acids. The record is from RefSeq and is a predicted model, not a curated record. Gene Ontology annotation, molecular function: metalloendopeptidase activity; zinc ion binding. The transcript has 6 exons.
UUUUGCCCAUGGCCCAGUUAAAGAUACAUGUGAGUUGCUCAAUAGUCUGUCAACUAGAAUGGGGCUCUGGAGGCCUUCAAAUUCCUUUUGUGUAUAUGAGGAAAUAAUAAGUACCACAUGCUAGAGUCAUGAAGUUCAAAGUGGUUUAAACACAUCCUCAUGUCCUGCCACCCAGACUCUGGUCCAGAUCCUACUUUACUGCCACAGUCAGACAUAAAGUCAGUUGUUGAGGAAGAAAAAAAUGAACCUGCUCCUAACAAUAAACCAGCUUUUUUUCAUCAAGCCUUAAAAUUUGGACAUCGAUAAAUUUCCUGUAAGCCUACCAAAAUGUACAGAAAUCAUCACAUGGCAGGUAUCUGGGCUGUUUUCAAUAGCAGGUGGAAGCAUUGUUCCUUUAGUGACUGUUUCAGACAUUACUGUGUAAUGUAGUCCUCUCCUGUAUAAUUCAGUAGUGUUUUGGUAUAGUUCAUCUCUCUGAAAUCAAAGCCUUUCUCGUUAUGUCAGUCAGAAGUACAUUGGACUUAAGCUAGUAAUCCAUAAACUCUUCCAUACCUAUUCAGCUAUACCCAUACAAGCUGUCCUAUUGUGAGAAACAGUAAUGGUCUUUUCCCAUUUAUGCACCUUUCCUUUCCGAUUAGUGGUAAUAUGGUCACAAAACUGCACACCCUGAAAAAAUAACAAGCCAGACUGUGGACUGGUGUUUACAGUCCUCAAAAACUAUCACUUCCAGUAGGGUUUGGUGGACUGAAGCUGAGACCAGUGUUAGUAUCAGGGACCAGGGAGGUUUUGGCUGCCCUGCUCAGCUUUGGUUUCUCUGCCACUGCUUCAUGGACCUCUGCCAGAUUGCACUGGUACAGCUGGAGGUAGAAGAUAGGUCCACAUUUGUUAGGGUAAGCUCCUCUCUUCUUUCCUGAAGGCUUUCACCCAUUCUUGUAAGUUACAUUUUACAUCUAGUUCUCCAAUGUAAAGAGACUCUCCUGAAAGGCCAUCUCAUUUGGGAGAAGAAGGACAAAGGCUUCCCAUUGCCUCCUAUUUCUAGAGGGCACAUUUAAAGAGCUCUCUUCUGAUCUCUGUAAAAACAGCAGAAACCUCUUUAACUUCACCAAACUGGAUUUCCUGCAGGAUAGGAUUUCUCACAAGAGAAUUUCAAUCAGAAAAAUUACCUAGACAGUGUUAUGCAUGCUCCCAGGGAAAUGCCAGUAGUUUCAGUGAAAUAGCACUCCCAUCCAUCUCAUCUCUGCCUCUGCAUUAACUAACACAGGCAGGCUGUCUGACCAAAAGGCUGCUGCAAAAUGCCUUUGUGUAUAAAGAACUUGGGGGAAGCACAGUAAGAAGUGAUUAUACAGUAACUGUACUGAUGAAGUUACAUAAAAUGAACUUCCCUAUGACCCUGUGGUUUCACUACCGGAAUAAUAUGAAAAGAGAGAGCCAAAGCUGGCUGCUAGCUGUGACAUGACAUCAACAGGGAAGUUAAAGGAAAGAUUUGUUUAACAUGCUUUCAUUUACUUCUUAGAAUAGUGAUGACAUUACAUUAACACCACCAAAAAGUGAGUCACAUACGUAAUUGCUGCUUGGAGCUAUCAGGAUCUAUAAAAGCAUUUUAGCUGUGGUCUUGGGAGACAGAAGGUCAAACCCUUUCUGCUGCAGCAAGGCUCCUUGGCAAGCUGGGCACUAUGCAAUACCUCCUACUUUGUGCUGCCAUCCUCCUACCUAAGAGUCUUGCUUUUCCAGCACAACUUAAAACAGAAUCAUGGAGCAACACAGACUUUGAGAAUGUAAAGGCAUAUCUUGAUAAAUUCUUUCCAGUUCUUACAAAAACACGAACCCUAAGCUUAGAAGAGAGGAUUAAAGAAAUGCAGAGGUUUUUCCACCUGACUGUAACUGGAAAAUUAAAUGCAGAAACGGAAGAAAUAAUGAAACAGCCCAGAUGUGGAGUCCCCGAUAUAGAAGAUUACAAAACAUUUCCUGGAAAUCCAAGAUGGAAAAAGACACAUUUGACUUACAAGAUUGUCAAUUAUACACCUGAUCUACCCCAAAAGAAAGUGGAUGAUGCAAUUAGAAGGGCUUUUAUGGUAUGGAGUGAUGUGACUCCACUGCAGUUCCAAAGAGUAUUCAACAGACACGCAGACAUUGUGAUUGGAUUUGCACGUCGUGAGCAUGGUGAUGGAUAUCCUUUUGAUGGAAGAGGUAACACAUUAGCUCAUGCAUUUGCACCUGGAGAAGGGCUUGGUGGAGAUGCUCAUUUUGAUGAUGAUGAAAGGUGGUCAGAGUUCAACCGAGAAGUUAAUUUGUUCCUUGUUGCUGCUCACGAAUUUGGCCAUUCUUUGGGACUCGCUCAUUCAAAUGACCGUGAAGCUCUGAUGUACCCUAUCUACUCAUAUGUGAACCCAGCAACCUUCAGACUUUCAGAGGAUGAUAGGCGAGGAAUUCAGAAGUUAUACGGGAGAAAGUCGUCAAACUCUUGAAGAAAGUGCUUCAAAAAGACCAAAGAAUUCACAUCUGGUUGUUUUGGUGUUUCAAACCAAUUUUAAUCCUCUAGCUAAUUAAAGUGGUAAACUCCUGGACUGCACUUUCUCUCCUGGAAUUUUUAUAUUGAUUUGUUUGCACUUCAUACAAUUUCACUUAACAAUUAAAAAACCCUCAAACUUG